GUGCCCGUUUAAAUAGCUCAUUACAAGCCCAUUAGAUGCCCAUUAGAAGUGAGCGAAGGUCCAUUAGAAGCCCAUGGACACCACAAAGUGGUUUCUUUAAAUAGCAGCAGCUAUGUCCAAUCCGUAACCCUUGUGGGUCGGUGGCACUAUGGCUGAUGUCGGCGACGCAUCUCAGAUCACCAGCGGCGAGAAUGCUGGCGACCAGGGGAAGCCGUCGGAGACCUUGCCUCCUUCCGGCCUCUCAGGCUUCUCCCUCAGCAUCUGGCCUCCAUCGCAGCGGACGCGGGACGCCGUGGUCCAGCGCCUCGUUGAGACCCUCUCCUCCCCUUCCGUGCUCACCAAGCGCUACGGGAGCGUCCCGGUGGACGAGGCCGACUCCGUGGCGCGCCUCAUCGAGCAGGAGGCCUUCGACGCCGCGCACUCCGACGGCAUACGCGCUUCGGACGACGACGGGCUGGAGACGAUACAUAUUUACUCCAAGGAGAUUAGCAACCGGAUGAUCCAGAUGGUGAAAUCUAGGGCUUCAUCUGCCUCAUCCAUACCCCCCAUUCAGGACGCGGCUUUGGUGCGAACCGAGUCCCCUCCCACUGCUAAUGGCGCCGAGGACGAAGCUUCUUCAGCAGAACCGGUUGCUUCUUGAGUUCUUCCUUCGCUUUUCUCCCCUACCGGUAACUUUGCUUGGCCCGGCCUUGUUUAAAUCGUACCUUUUUGUUAUGAUAUUGGAAUACUGAGUGUUGAUCUCGAUGACCUGAGACUUGAUACUCCAAUUAUGUACUAUGAUGUCUUGAAGUUGAACCUUAUAAGGGUUUCUUCUGCUCUCAA
Zingiber officinale is the source of this 822-nucleotide messenger RNA. Its product is annotated as MFP1 attachment factor 1-like. Gene Ontology annotation, biological process: mitotic cell cycle; lateral root development. The record is from RefSeq and is a predicted model, not a curated record. NCBI's taxonomy places the organism in Eukaryota, Viridiplantae, Streptophyta, Magnoliopsida, Zingiberales, Zingiberaceae. The transcript has a single exon. Bases 149 to 640 code for a protein of 163 amino acids.